CCCCGUGCCUGGCCAGGGCCUGGAAGCAGAAAGCUCAGCCCAACCUCUAGUGCAUGCUGUGCUGUGACCUGUUCCCCAGGGACAGCCCCUCACCUUUCAGGAUGUCCCUGAGUGAGGGGCUUACCUUGCUGCUCUUGCAGGCUGAGCCCAGCCCACAGUGAAAGAAGGGAAGAAUGUGGUUGCCUCCUCCAGGCUCCUCCGACCGCUCAGACCUGGUGGGGUGCAGACAGGACUGCAGGGCACCUCACACCCCAGAGCCCCCGGGAGGAGGCUGUGAGUGGGCAGUGUGUGGGCUGCAGUCGCCCUUGGAAGAGCAGGGCCACCGUCCUGGCCGCCCAAGCCUAACAGCACGUCCAUCCUGUGGGAGGAUGGCUCUUUGGAGGGGCCUGGGGGCAUGAGCACAUCUGCCUGAGGAGGGCAGAGCCUGGGAUGCUGAGUCCUGUCCCUGUUUGUCACUGCUCUGGGCCUCUGUCCCAGUACCUCCGACUCCUACUACUAUCUGACUUGUGCUUCUAGCCCUGGCCUAGGCUCCAGAGAAGCACUGGGGAGCAGGACCCCUGCCAGAGCAUGGGGCGAAGCUUCAGACCUGGUCCUUCUAUCCUGGGGACUGAGGACACUGCCCUGGAGACAACACGAGAGGCAGCGUGGGCCUGGGAAGGCGUCAGCCCCGUGUGCCUCUUUGCACUUAGGUCGCCCUUGGCCCGCACCAUCCUGAGCCAUCUUGGCUGUUCUGGCCAGGCCAGAUGAAGAAUCUUGAGGUGGGGCAGGGGUCCCCAGACAUUUCUGAUAGGGUGGAGGCAGAAAAGGCAGCAUGGGGCCAGCCGGUCGGCCUUGGGGCGUGGCCAGGGGCUCCUCCUCCUUCUCCCUGAGAGGCCGCCCCGCACAGGCCCUUCUGCCCAUGCUUUGCUGUGCUGGGGCCUCUCCCCUUCUACCCUGUGGCUUAAACUGGAGACCAGGGUUCCCUCUAGCCCCUCCAGGUCCCUCCACAGCGGCUUUACUGGCAUUGGCAGAGGCACCUAGAGCUGACAGGGUAGGGGCAGCAAGGAAGGACCUGCAGCAGCACUCAGUGGUCUCGGUGGCCUCGGGCAACUGCCACAGGGCAGGCCCAGCAGCUGGGUUAGGGCCUGUGGCGACCUCAUGCUCACUGCUGGGUGCAAGAGGGACUCAAAGGGUAGAAGUCAGGCCAGGGCCAGCCCCAUGGGCAUCUUCAACCCCAGAGGUCUGCAGGGGGGAACCCCAGGCCCAAGCCAUGGGGUGAGAUGCACCUUCCAUGUCGACAACUGGAACGCAGCGUGUCCAGCACAGAGCUGAUGGGGUUGGGCCUUGGAGAGCCUGGCUCUGGGGGGCCUCACUGCCUGGCUGUACCCAGGCAGGGCAUCACCAGGGACUUUACAAGGUCCUGGUGCCAGGAGGGUUAUGCCCAGGGUAGGCUCGGGUGAGAGCUGAUCCCUCCUGGGUUCUGCUGCCCAGGACAGCUCAGUGUCCAGGCCAUGUUGGGUGCACAUCUGUUCGGGCUUUGUCCAGGGCGCCCCAUGCCUGGGGUGGUAGGGCCCUGUGCACACGCUGGCACCCACUCGCCUCCCACGGGCACACUGCUCACUGCCACACUAGGGGGGGUCAUGCACACAGUGUCACUCACCUGCUGCUGCUUCUCUGCCCCGUUGGCCAGGGUGGGGACCAGGUGGGCCCAGCUACUGCCCUAGACACCUGUGCCGCUGCCCUGAGCUUCCCAGGGCCGGCCCCACCUCUUCAGGGAGGCCCCACAUUCUCAGGGCUUGCUGUCACUGCCUCCGGGCACUACCUGUCCUCUGAGGAGCCCCAGUGACCUCAGAGACUCAGGGCGGGUCCUGGGCAGCAUGUGACAGUCAUGAACCCCACAGACUCACUCCUGCGGAUGUCCUCACAGCAAGUCUCCAGAUCCCCUGUGCCCUCAGCAAUCCUGGACCCCCUCCCUCCCUGGACUCCUCCCCGGGCUUCCUCUGUCAUGGAGUAGCUGGGGAGCCUUCCCUUCUGAGCUCAGGCCCGCUCUGACGGGACCUUCAUCCUCUCAGCCCCCACACCUAGCCCUCUGGGGCUUGGCCUUGGGCACCAGGAUGCAGAGCACCUUGCUGUGGGGGCUUCUGGGGCCCAGACCACUGCGGUGACAGUGGCCCAGAUGGGUGGACGAUGACAGCUGGGGUCCAGGGCACCAGGUCCUGCUCACUGCUCUGCUGAGGUCCACUGUGCUGGGCCAGAGUAAAGCAGCCCAACCCUAACUGGGCCCGAGCCCUGCCGGAAAAGUGUCCCUGCAGCCCAGGGACCUCGCCCUGACCUCACCCUUGAGGCCACUGCUUAGGCCCGGCCCUGACCUCACACCCACUUCCUGGACCCCAGAGCAGGAAGUUCCACAAAGGCUGUGGAACUGGAGCACGCGUGUGAGCAUGUGGGAGGUAGGAGAGGAGGUGCAGGAUGGGCUGCUGGGAAGGACAUGGGUGGUACAAGUGGACAGGGCAGCCAGCUGGGCUAGGACCCGCUCCAGAGUCAGGGGCGCGGGAUCCGGCAUGGGGCCAGAUCCUCUUCCCAGGGACAGGGGCUUUGAUCAUCCACUGUCCACCCUCCAAACUCCAUGCUGCAGGGGCCUGUCAUGCCCCAGGCCACCCCAGUUCUGACCCUCACCUGCUCCCCUCCCACCCAUGCCUAGCCUGCCAGGGAGGACAGGAGGCCAGCCAAUCCCUGCGCCCUGGCCACACCCUGGACUGGCAUGACCUAGAGGGUAUAAAUAUACCUUCCUGGAGCUGACAGCCAGAGAACCCGCAGCAGCCUGCAACAGAGCUCGGGACUGGACCUAGUACAUCCCCACACCCCACCCCACUGGGGGCGUGCCUGCCAGGCCGGCAACACAAGACAGCUGCUGGACACUGGCCUGUGGAGGGACACCCGCCAGGUGAAGAGGACAGGCUGGGCUGGGAGGACAGGGAAAGGACGCUGCUGGAGCCGCGGAGCCCAGAGGCUCAGAGCCCUGCCGUGGCCGGCAGAGAAGACCAUGCCCAGGAGCUACUGACCCUCAGCUGCCAGGGCUAUGGGUCAACCACACAGCCCAAGGGAAGCAAGGACUGUCAUGGGCACUGUCGACCGAGGCAUCCACUGAGCCAUUGGCAAGAGCCCUAGGCCCAUGGCUUUCAUUCCUACAGCCCUGCUGGGCUGUCCAGUCUGGGUCACCAGGGUGCUCGGUCCUGUGGCACGCAAGGGAAGCUCAGACCCAUGUCAUCAGGCCAGGAAAUAUGGCACACAGCUGUGCCGCCCCCCCGCCGGAGCAGCUCCACAGCCUCCUCAGUGCCUGGGUCCUCCAGCUCGGCCAGCAGCCCCAGGUCCCCCUGCACCCCGAGCUCGGAGCGGGUAGCCUCACCGUUGGAGUGCUCCAUCUGCUUCUCAGGCUAUGACAACAUCUUCAAGACACCCAAGGAGCUCUCCUGCACCCACGUCUUCUGCCUAGAAUGCCUAGCUCGGCUGGCAGCUGCCCAGCCCACAGGCCGCCCUGGCGCAGAAGCUGUGCCCUGUCCAUUCUGCCGGCAGCCCACGGCUGUACCAGCUGCUGGGGCCCCUGGCCUUCGCACCAGCCGCCAGUUGCAGGCCAAGCUGCCAGUGCACCUGCGGCGGGAAGAGCUGGUGUGGCUGGAGGGCACUAAACUGUGCUGCCGCCCACUGCCCACCACGCCUGGCCAGGAGGCACCCGGCUCCGUGUGUGUGGACGUAGGCCUAAGCAAGCCCGCCGAGCCCACGCCUCCAGUGCCCAUCCUGGACCCUGCCCCACGCCGGGGCCGCCUGGCCUGCCUGGCCCGCUGCUGGGAGCGAUGUGCAGAUUGGCGGCGCCUGGCGCUGGUCUCAGUGCUGCUACUGGUGCUGUUCUGCGUGGUUCUGUGGCCCGUGCAGUGUGCCCUCAAGACUGGGAAUCUGCGCUGCCUGCCGCAGCAGCAUGUAGCCACUGCCACCACUGCUGCCACCGCCCUCUCCCUCCAGCCUCUAGCUCACAGCAACUAGGAUCACCAGCCAGUGGCCAGGCCUACACUCCCACCCCAUCCCUUGGAGCUCAAGGCCGUGGACACCACGGGAUGUCAGCCCAGGACGCCAAUGAGGACUGGAUUCUGGUAGGGUAGACAAAAGGUCCCCCAGAGGGUCCCAGAACCACAGGCUCCUGCAGGCCAGAGACAUCCCUGACCCUAGCAAGCUGUUGGGGAAGGGGUCCAGGAGACACCUGGCCCUCCCCAGACACACUGUGAAUUGCUCAGAAAAGGGGCCAGCUGUCCCCUCCCUCCAUGCUGACAUUUCACCAGGGUCUUCCCUGGACCCUCUCUGGACAAGGCUGGCCCCUUCCAUUGGCUGGGGACGCCGAGCUGGUCCUCUGGCCCAGGGUCACACUGAGCUAAAUCCCCAGCCCCUGAAGAACAUUUUUAAAUAAACUAUUUUGUACCCAU
Messenger RNA from Heterocephalus glaber (naked mole-rat), 4451 nucleotides. Lineage: Eukaryota; Metazoa; Chordata; Mammalia; Rodentia; Bathyergidae. The record is from RefSeq and is a predicted model, not a curated record.